Molecule: messenger RNA, 1308 nt
Organism: Salvia splendens (bonfire salvia)
Lineage: Eukaryota; Viridiplantae; Streptophyta; Magnoliopsida; Lamiales; Lamiaceae
Product: 60S ribosomal protein L23a
Exons: 2
Coding region: 38-667 (209 amino acids)
Biological process (GO): translation
Cellular component (GO): ribosome
Molecular function (GO): structural constituent of ribosome
Source: RefSeq, a predicted model, not a curated record
UUUUCCAAUUCCGUUUUCAAAUCUCACGAAUCUUCAAAUGAUCGUCUCUUCAGUAGCUCCGCCGCCCGCUGUCGGUUCCGGAAUUUGUUUCCGGCGGCCCAGUGCGUCGCAUUUAUCGAUGUUUUCCGCCGCCCGCCUCACUUCAGCUUCCACAAAGCUCUCUUCCCUGUCCUCCACCUUUUUCCCCGUCCGAAAGGAUGUCAUUGGCAGCUUCAAAGCUUUUGAGAUUAAACUUGUUGAUAGAGUUUCUGUAUCCACAAAGGCGGAAAAUUACCUUGAAACUGAACCUGUGAAACAAGAUAUUAUGAGCACAGAUGCUCUGACAAUAAAAUUUGAGGAUGCUGUUUUCUUAGAACCAGCAUCUUCUCCCGCUGCAAAGAAAUUGAAGAAGGAAGGUUCAGAGUCUUCUUCUGCUGCAAAAAAUUCGAAAAAGGAAAAGAAUCCCAAGCGACUUAGCACUAGUGCUGCUUUGAUAAAAAGGACUGACCAUUUCCAAAUCUUCAGAUAUCCUCUUGGGACAGAGUCUGCAAUAAAGGCAAUGUUGGAAUGUAACACUUUGGUUUUUGUAGUCGACAAACGUGCUGAUAAGAAGAAUAUCAAAGAGGCUGCUAUAAAUAUGUUUAAGAUAAGGGUCAAGAAAGUGAAUACUUCGAUCACGCCUGAUUGAACCAAGAAAGCUUAUAUCAUGCUCCCACCAGAUUGCAAGGCUGCGGACGUGGCUAAAAGGAUUAAAAUCUUGUGAAGAUCAUACAUGUGAUCCUGAUUCCUGACCUUGCGAUUUCGCUCUACAAUAACAAUUUUUUGACCAUCAAUAUUCAGGUAUCUUAAUCCCUAGAUGUUUUGCCUUCGGUUCUGAAGCUGUUUAAUUCCUCAUAAAAAUCUGCCACUAACCCACCAUUUGCCUUAUAACUGGAUCUGGUUUUCUCCUUUUACCCGUGAAUGAGUAUAAUGAAGGAUAUUAGUUUGUAAUGGGCAGGCUUCUGGAUGUGUUUAGUAUCAGCGGACUUUUUUUGUUGAUUGCUAGUGAUAAAUGUUGACACUUGGGAUAAAGCAACUGAAAUCUUCUGAACCUUUUAUGUUUCUUGUGAAGGAAAGUGGAGGAUGGGAUUCUUGUGUGUUAGUUGAAACAAAUGGAGAAUAAGCAGUUGAUUUUUGUUUUAUCUUAAGUGCCUAUUUUGUAGCGUGUUGUGUGUAUUUACUUAGUUAGGAUUGGGAACUGGAUUAGUUUUGUGGAUUAUGCUUGAUAGGCCUAUGUAUUAACUGCCGUUUUCACCAAUGAUAAUGAAGUUGUGUUUACCAUCACAUGCU